This is a messenger RNA of Cutaneotrichosporon cavernicola, 927 nucleotides long. RefSeq lists its product as uncharacterized. Gene Ontology annotation, molecular function: metalloendopeptidase activity. The record is from RefSeq and is a predicted model, not a curated record. Bases 1 to 927 code for a protein of 308 amino acids. Lineage: Eukaryota; Fungi; Basidiomycota; Tremellomycetes; Trichosporonales; Trichosporonaceae. Gene Ontology annotation, cellular component: endoplasmic reticulum membrane. The transcript has 7 exons. Gene Ontology annotation, biological process: CAAX-box protein processing.
AUGCCUUUAACGCUGGACUCGAUACUCACACUCCCUCCCCCCCUCCAGACUGGCAUCUCGCCCAAGGUUGCGAAUGGGCUCGCGUUCGCCUUUGCGGCCUCUUACGUGGGCAGCCUGUACAUCGCCCCGCUCAUCCCAUGGGCCGGCCGCCCAUUGAAAGGCACCACGGCCGAGGACUCUGCGAGCCGCAUUCCCCUCGGACACCGCGACCACCCCACGACGAUGCGGAUGAGGAUGCGCGCUGUGAGCAUGGCCACGCGACUUAGCCUCGCGGGUGUGUUCUGGACCGUCAAGACCGUUGGCAACUAUGACGUCCGCGGCGCGCUCGUACCUACUCUCGACCUCCUCGGUUUGCGCUCGUCGGCCCUCCAGAUGCCUUUCGCCUAUCUCCUCGCGCCUACCCUCUUCCUCGGCCCUCUCGUUGCGUCAUGGUUCGAUGGAACGCUGCCGGGCCAGGCCAAGUUCGGCCCGUUUCACUGGGGCUUGGCUGAGCGGCGCAACUAUCUCGUGGGUCCGGUCACCGAGGAGCUCCUCUUCCGCUCAUGCAUCAUCGGCGUGUCCAUUCUCGGCGGCCUGCCCGCCUCCUGGCUCGUCUUCGGCACGCCCCUGUGGUUCGGCCUCGCGCACGCGCACCACGCGCUCCAGACAUACCGUGACGGCGGGAAGACGCACGAUGCCUUGUUGCGCGCCGGACUCGGGUGCAUGUUCCAGAUGUCGUACACGACGCUGUUUGGCUGGUUCGCGUCAUACCUCUACAUUCGCACAGGCUCUGUCCUCCCUCCCAUCGUCUCGCACGUCUUCUGCAACAUGAUGGGCAUCUAUGGCCCAGGCACGGCGUCGCGCCGUCACCCAAACCACAAGCUUGCCAUCUCGGUCGCGUACCUCGGGGGUAUCGCGGGCUUCAUCUGGGGCCUGACAAAAUUCUGA